AUGACGGUCAAUGAAAUGGUGGAUUGGCAUGCUCACCUUCAAACCCCCGUCCUCUUCAACCACCACGAACCAUAUGAAGUGAACUCCAGCACGGUGCAAAAGGUGGACCUCAAUGCUAUCCGCUCGACCCCCAAAGCACUUCAGAAUAAGGAACGCAUUCUUAUUCUCACUCCUCUUCGUGAUGCUUCGCAUUACCUUGGGAAAUACUUUGAUCUCGUUUCGGAAUUGACCUAUCCCCACGAAUUAAUCGACCUUGCCUUCCUUGUCAGCGACUCCAAAGACGAUACAUUGGCAAUUUUGGCUGCUGAAUUAGAUCGAGUCCAGGGUAUGCCGGGCAAGAUUCCCUUCCGAAGUGCCAUGAUCGUUCAGAAGGAUUUCGGUGUCUCCGUGGGUAUGGAUAUUGAAGCGAAGCAUGGAUAUGCAGCCCAGGCCCCGCGACGAAAAGCAAUGGCCAAGGCGAGAAAUUUCCUCCUCACUGCUGCGCUUAAGCCCGAGCAUUCUUGGGUCUAUUGGCGUGAUGUAGAUAUCACGGACAGUCCGAAGAAGAUCAUUGAGGACUUUGUGGCUCAUGAUAAGGAUAUUCUUGUACCCAACAUUUGGUUCCACAGAUAUGACCGAAAUGGGCGAGAUAUUGAAGGAAGAUUUGAUUAUAAUUCCUGGAUUGAGUCCGACAAAGCGCGUAAACUUGCCUCUACGCUUGAUAAAGACACCAUCUUAGUUGAAGGCUAUAAAGAAUUUGAUACUGGAAGAACAUAUCUGGUUUCCAUGGGUGACUGGAGGAAAAACAAAGAUGAGGAGGUUGAGCUAGAUGGCAUUGGUGGCGUCAACAUUAUUGUUAAGGCCGACGUGCACAGAGCUGGCAUCAAUUUCCCCUGCUAUGCUUUCGAAAAUCAGGCGGAGACCGAAGGCUUCGCAAAGAUGGCAAAACGUGCUGGCUACCAGGUCGUCGGGCUACCCAACUACGUUGUCUGGCAUAUUGAUACCGAAGAGAAGCCUGGCAAUAUCGGCAAUCGAAAAGCGUACUAA
This is a messenger RNA of Ophidiomyces ophidiicola, 1026 nucleotides long. RefSeq lists its product as uncharacterized. The record is from RefSeq and is a predicted model, not a curated record. Gene Ontology annotation, biological process: protein N-linked glycosylation; cell wall mannoprotein biosynthetic process. NCBI's taxonomy places the organism in Eukaryota, Fungi, Ascomycota, Eurotiomycetes, Onygenales, Onygenaceae. The coding region runs from base 1 to 1026 and encodes 341 amino acids. Gene Ontology annotation, cellular component: mannan polymerase complex. The transcript has 4 exons. Gene Ontology annotation, molecular function: alpha-1,6-mannosyltransferase activity.